GCGAGCAGUUAUUAUAGGACUGAAUGGGCGCCAUUAUUAGUCCGGUAUCCAGCUCUUAUAAUACAUCCAUGUGACCGAUAGAUUCAUACAGUAGCAUAUUAGAAAAUGAAUUACAACGUACAAAUUGCGAACUACUUUUAAACACAUCACUAAAAAAAUAUGUUUUAUUUCGGCCUUUUCAACAGAGUCCAAAUUUCCUGUUUUCAAAUCCACGUUUAGCUUUUUUUAUUUUUAUUUUUUUUUAUCGAGCAGUAGAUAGCUAGGUGCGUUAGCCAACACAACAGUAGCAGCCGUGAAGGACUGUUGAAGACUGUUGUUAAGCUAAUGGGGAGAAUGAGCUUGGACUGGGGGGCGUGGCAGUGGCAGGUUGCGGAUGGGGAGCUUUGCGCCGCUGACACAGCCUUGGGCCUCGCUGCCUCAGCUGGAUCCAAUGCCGGACUACAGGGACGUGCUGCGGCCGACGUGCUGCUGCUCUCAAGCGAACUCCUCUCAAUAACAGUAGAAAGCUAACAACAUAAUUUAAAUGAAACAGCCGGGAGAGUUAGCUUGUUUGUCAUUGUUGCUAAUGAUAUCAGACUGAUUAACCAGCAGCCACAAAGUUCUGUUAACUAACAAACAAGAUGACCAACAGCCAUAAAUGGACGCUAUGUCACGGAUGCUUCAUCUCCAUGAAAGAAAGAAGACGUCAGAUAACAUUCACACCUGAGAGUGGUUGGAUGGAUGGAUGGAUGCUGCUGUUGGCUGAUGAACAAUGGUCUUUUUCAUCAUCUACGGUCAUGUUUUGCCAGCGGGAGGUGACUGUCAGAAGAAAUGCCGGUCCCAGGUGCCCUAGUACAUCACCACCGGGACCAUGGCGACUCCUUGGCCAAUGAGAAGAGAGAGGUGCUCCCAUGGCUCCGCCUCCCCUACUAGAUGGUCAGCGUCCUCCUUGAUGCUCCUAUGGUUGCCGUGGGUGUUGCUAUGGCUGCCGUGGCCCGCCCGAGCUGAACAAGUGGGCGGCGGGGGUCACGGGGGGAAGGCGCUCCACAGUUCCUUGUCGUCCCCAUCGUCGUCCUCCUCAUCUUCCUCCUCCUCCUCCUCCUCCUCCUCGUCCCCCUCCAGCUCUUCAGCGUGGGGCUUCAGCACGAGGCAGAGCGGAGGGCAGCUGGACUGGCUGCUGUCAGAGAAGGGACCUUUCCACAAAUGUCCGGAGUACACCGAGUUCAGAGAGAGGUUCCAGCAGGGAUUUUCUACCAGAUACAAGAUUUACAGGGAGUUCAGUCACUGGAAGGUGAACAGUCUGGCUACAGAGAAGAGAGAUUUCCUCAAAGCUCCAUUGCCCUUAGCGCCAGAGUUCCUACGCAACCUGCGGUUACUGGGGCGACGGCCAACCCUGCAGCAAAUCAACGAAAACCUCAUCAAGAAGUACGGAACCCACUUCCUAGUUUCUGCUACCCUGGGAGGGGAGGAGUCUUUGACCAUUUUCCUGGACAAGCAGAAGCUGAACAAGAAGUCAGAAGGCAACAGCAACAGCUCUGUGGUGUCUCUGGAGCUGCUCCAUCAGUUGGCAGCUUCAUACUUUACAGAUCGAGAAAGCACCCUAAGGCGACUGCACCAUCUCCAGAUCGCCACUUCUGCUAUUAAGGUUACCGAAACAAGGACAGGCCCUCUCGGCUGCAGUAACUACGACAGCUUGGAUUCAGUUAGCUCGGUGUUAGUGCACAGCCCGGAAAAUAAGAUCCACCUAAAGGGUUUGCAAGAUGUCCUCCCAGAGUUCCUGCGUGGGCGUUUUGUGGAGGCGGCCCUCAGCUAUGUGGCGUGCAACUCGGAGGGCGAGUUGCUCUGCCGCAACAACGACUGCUGGUGCCGGUGCUCUCCACGUUUCCCAGAAUGCAACUGUCCCUUCGCUGACAUCAAGGUCAUGGAGGAGAACCUGGAGAAGAGCAAAGACGCCUGGAGCAGCUUCAACCAAGAAUUCAUGGAAUCAGAUGAAUUCAAAGCCUUCCUGAAGCGCUUGCCCACUGACCGGUUCUUGAAUGUGUCCAUGAUUGCCAAGUUCUGGUCAACUGACUUGUCCCUCCAGAAGCGCUACGCCCAGUUGGAGUCCAGCACUGCCCUGGUCCUGGGCAAAGCCCAAAAGAUCGUCAGGAAAUUGUUCACCCUGAGCAAACGCUGCCCCAAGCAACCUCACAUCAGUCUGCCCCGAGAAAGGGCCGUUGGGUUUUGGUUGAACAGGGCCCAGUCGCUACUCUACUGCAAUGAGCAUGGCAUGCUGGGUACUUUCUCUGAGGAGGUGAAGAGCUGUAGCUGCCCCGUCGAGCAGCCUACCUGCCAGGGAGUCAUUCCCUGCAUUGUGGGCACCUCGUCCACCUCCUGCUCCUCCUGUGCCAGUGACAACGCAACCCGCUGCGGAGCCUGUCAUCAUGGCAACCUCCUUCAUCUUGGUUCCUGCCGGCCGAGCAUCGCUGCAUCCCUGGACCAUUAUCUGAACUUAGACCUGGACAUGCCUGACGCUGAGGUGAAGUACCUGCUUCAGCGACUGGACAGCAGAAUAGAAGUCCACGCCAUCUACAUCAGCAAUGACGUCCGCCUGGGAAGUUGGUUCAAUCCUGCCUGGAGGAAGAGGAUGCUGCUGACACUCAAGAGUAACAAAAAUAAGUCCAAUCUCAUCCACAUGCUGAUGGGCAUUUCUUUCCAGAUAUGCUCGACUAAGAAUUCAACACUGGAACCCGUGCCUGCCAUUUAUGUCAAUCCUUUUGGUGGAAGUCACUCAGAAAGCUGGUUCAUGCCAGUGAACCAGCCUGACUUCCCUGACUGGGAGAGAACUCGACUGGACGCCGUCGUCACGGCACAGUGUUACAACUGGACAUUGUCUCUGGGCAACAAAUGGAAGUCCUUCUUUGAAACAGUUCACAUCUACCUGCGAAGCCGCAUUGUCACAGAUGAUCCAACAGUGAAUGAAACACUCUUCUAUGAACCAUUAGACCUGGAUGACCAGACGUCCAACCUGGGGUAUAUGAAGAUCAACACGCUGAAAGUGUUUGGAUACAGCAUGCACUUUGACCCUGAAGGCAUCAAGGAUCUGAUUCUCCAGCUGGACUACCCUUACACACAGGGCACGCAGGAUGCUGCCUUUCUGAUGUUGUUGGAGAUGAGGGAUCGCAUUAACAGGCUGUCUCCACCAGCACCGCAGCCACUGGACCUGUUUUCUUGCCUGCUACGCCAUCGGCUCAAGCUGUCGGCCGCUGAGGUGGCACGCAUCAAGGACUCUCUGCAGAUCUUCAACUCCAAGCUUCCCAAUGCCUCUCCUGAACCUGAGCUGGCCCAGCUGUGCAGCUAGCUAGCUUAGUCUAGUUCAAGAGUGAUACCACACAAAGAAAGCUGCUUCAGGGACAACCUUAGACUCAGCGGGCGGGUCCUAAUCAGUUGGAGUCUUGGACCUAAAUUGUCUGGAUUAAUAGAACAUCCAACUCUGAAACCUGACUGCUGGGGUAGUCGUAUGGUCACUCUUGGGUGGUGUUCCAGUGUCAAAUUUUUAUCAUGAGCAGCUGAUUGUUGCUAUCAGAGCCCUUUGGCUAACAGCAGAGUCAUGUUGAAGACUUGUAAGAGAACAGUAGAUUCUGAGACUCUCUUUCAGGAGCUCUAUUGUACUCAACUGGAGGCUAACUUUUGUUAUUACAGCCCUGCUUUGGCAAACUGUACAACUGGAUGAAGCUAAGAGACUCUCUUACACCGACGUCUUUGUGAUUUUGAACCUCAGAGAGCCGAUGUCAUUACGUAUACCUAAGACCUCUGCCUUGCAAAGAUAAAGGCCAUUUUGAUAUGUAAAGUGGAACUCUUAAGGGGUCUUCAAAAAUUAGUUAAUGGAAGAGGAUUCCCCCUUUUCUAACCCUAUUUUCUUUGGCUACAGAACAAUCUCUGGGGAGGGAAAAAUUGGAUAAUAUUAUAUAUGUGCUGAAUGAGUUGUUAUGUUAUGCUUAACAGUUUAAAAUUUGAUAAUCCUGGACCCUGUUACUGUCUUUGAAUAUUUCUUUUUAAUCCCUGCCUUCCAUUUUAUCUGGCAUUUGAAAACUUGUAAGUAUCUAUGCUUAACAUCUGAGUGAGAAGCCUGUUAGUGAUGUUCUGUCCUUGGUGGUGUGUCUAUACCAAAAGACGGUGAACACAUCUGCAAAUUGAAUGGCAAAAUAUCUUAAAUGUUGAGUUAAGUUUUUGAGCUGAAAAUCAUAAAGAAAUCUUCUGAUGUGGUGACAAAAAGGUCUGUGGAUCUAGCGCUGUAAAUAAUGCUCCAUCUAACCCAAGGUGUGAACAAGUGCACAUUGCUUUUUAGAUAACCAAGUGCAAAGACCAAAAAAAUGUUUAUAACAAAACAAACUCAUGCCUUAUAUGGAGAGUCAAUGUUAAGAUAAGAAGCACAUUUAGUUUCUGUGUUUGAUUUCCCGGCGAAGGCUGUAUUGCUUUUUAUAUUUCAAUAUUUCUACCAAGACAGAACAACAAACACAUUCUCCAGAAUACGUGGUAAUGUAGCUUAUCCAUGUAAAUGCCAGUCACACUUUCUGCAGUUACUUGUUUUUGAUUUGGUGUUGUGAAACUUUGAGUCACUAUUCACAGUGCACACCAGUACUUGCAUACUGUAAUUGUUCUGCAAAAUUCAAUUAGAGAACCUCUAAGCAACUGAUAGAACCUGGUUGAUUUUACCAUUAUUUCAAAAUGGUUUUUAAUGGUUUGGCUUAGUCUCAGGUCCAUGAAACAGAUUUUCUUUUUUACAUGAUGGGUCCAAUGCUAGCUGCCAGUUACCACGACGACUGGGGUAACAAGGUUUCUGCGGGCAGUGAUGGUACUCUUGAGAUCUGCAAACUUACCAGGAUCAUACUUGAUAUGAUUUUACAUUUACUUCACUAAUUUCUCACUGAAAGUCAGUAAACCUUGUAUGUCAUUUUCAGCAGUUCUUCUGUGCUCAGCUUGCUUAAGUAAAAACAAAGUGGUUUAUCUA
Molecule: messenger RNA, 4969 nt
Organism: Thunnus maccoyii (southern bluefin tuna)
Lineage: Eukaryota; Metazoa; Chordata; Actinopteri; Scombriformes; Scombridae
Gene: brinp2
Product: bone morphogenetic protein/retinoic acid inducible neural-specific 2
Exons: 10
Coding region: 851-3319 (822 amino acids)
Biological process (GO): negative regulation of mitotic cell cycle; positive regulation of neuron differentiation
Source: RefSeq, a predicted model, not a curated record